This is a messenger RNA of Didymodactylos carnosus, 543 nucleotides long. NCBI's taxonomy places the organism in Eukaryota, Metazoa, Rotifera, Eurotatoria, Philodinida, Philodinidae. The record is from the annotation of a GenBank genome assembly.
AUGGUAAUAGGUAUGCAUUAUUUUUCACCCGUUGAGAAAAUGGAACUAUUAGAAAUUGUUCGUGCGGAUAAAACAUCAAAAGACACAAUUUCAGCAGCUGUAAGCGUUGGUUUAAAACAGGGAAAAGUUGUCAUUGUUGUACGUGAUGGUCCGGGCUUUUAUACCACACGAUUAUUAAUGUUUGCUCGUGCCGAAGUAUUCCAUUUAUUUCAAGAAGGUGUUAGUCCAAAAGACAUUGAUAAAGCAACAAAAAAAUGGGGUUUUCCAGUUGGUUCAGCAACGUUGUUCGAUGAAGUUGGUAUUGAUGUAGCUGCUCACAUAGCUCGUGAUAUGUAUAAAGUCUAUGGUGAACGUUUAUGCGAUAAGGCAAUGCCAGAUUUAUUAGCAGAUCUCGUUAAAAAUGGUCUACACGGCAGAAAAAGUGGAAAAGGUCUAUAUUUAGAAAGUAUUUAUAAUGUAACAAUUUCGUCAAUAUUACAAAAACGAUAUUUUAUUUGUAUCAUUCAUCUGAAUGAUUUUGUCAACAAUAGACAUUUUAGAUAA